CACUGUCAAUGAGCCAGCGGCCACACUUGCCAUGGUCAAUGAGCCAGCGCUCCCGGCCACAGAGGUCGCUCCCCAGUCGCUGCCAGCAUUCCCUGAGGCCAUUGAAGAGCCUGACCAGUUCCCUGAGGCUGUCGACGAGCCUGUCCAGUGAGCCGCCUGUUCAGCAGCCACCCACUUCCAUGAUGACCCCUGUCUAGCGGCUCCGUCCCUCCAAGUCUUCCAUGGCUCCGGGUCUUCCAUGGCUCUGCCCCUUGAAUCCUCAGCUUCCCUGUUCUCUGAGUCCCCAGCAGCUGACCUCUGAGUCCUUGCCCCCUGUGCUUCCACCUCCUGCGGCUCUGCCCCUUGAGCAAAUCCAGUAUCCUGGGCAGACGCGAGAAUUCGACAGUCGAUUUACCAAGACGGGUCGCCGCUCUCUGUCCCACUCCAUUUCUCAUUCUUCUGACAGCAACAGCUCAGGGGAUUCAGAUGCAGAAACUGGGGAUGAUGAGGUCUCUCCCAGAUACAGGGAGCAGAUUAACUCUAAAGGAAACAGAGAUUUCUGCAUCAAAAACAUCAAGCUAGCCGAUUUUGGCCAUCGAGAGAUAGAGCUUGCAGAGGAAGAAAUGACUGCAUUGAUGGCCUUAAGAAAAGCAGCCCAGGGAGAAAAGCCACUUGCAGGGGCUAAAAUAGUUUGCUGUACCCACGUCACUGCCCAGACAGCUGUGCUUUUCAAGACCCUGACAGUAUUAGGGGCUCAGUGCAGGUGGGCAGCCUGCAAUAUUUACUCCACCCAGAAUGAAGUGGCAGCUGCUUUGGCAGAGCAAGAUUUCCCAGUGUUUGCAUGGCAAGGGGAAUCUGAAGAUGACUUCUGGUGGUGUAUUGAUCGCUGUGUAAAUCUUGAGGGCUGGGAGCCAAACAUGAUCCUUGAUGAUGGUGGAGAUAUGACACAUUGGAUAUACAAGAAAUACCCUCACCUCUUCAAGAAAGUCAAGGGUGUUGUUGAAGAGAGUAUUACUGGCAUUCACAGGCUUCAUCACCUGUCUAAAGUGGGAAAACUCUGUGUGCCAGCCAUAAAUGUCAAUGACUCUGUUACAAAACAGAAGUUUGACAACCUCUACUGCUGCAGGGAGUCCAUUCUGGAUAGUCUUAAAAAGACCACUGACAUAAUGUUUGGGGGAAAACAGGUUGCUGUAUGUGGAUACGGAGAGGUUGGAAAAGGUUGCUGUGCAGCUUUGAAAGCACUGGGUUCUGUUGUGUAUGUAACAGAGAUUGAUCCUAUCUGUGCUCUUCAGGCAUGCAUGGAAGGCUUUCGAUUGACCAGACUAGGGGAUGUCAUAAAACAAGUGGACAUUGUUAUCACCUGCACAGGUAACAAAAAUGUUAUUGUGAGGGAACACAUGGAUCAAAUGAAGAAUGGGUGCCUUGUCUGCAACAUGGGACGAUCCAAUACAGAAAUCGAUGUGGUAAGCCUGAGAACGCCAGAAUUGGCAUGGCAGCAUGUGAGACCACAAGUGGAUCACAUUAUAUGGCCUGAUGGCAAGAGAAUAGUGCUCAUAGCAGAGGGUCGUGUUCUUAAUCUGAGCUGUUCCACUGUACCCAUAUACGUGCUUUCCAUCACAGCCACCACACAGGCUUUGGCAUUGAUUGAGCUCUUCAAUGCUCCUGAGGGCCGUUACAAACAAGAUGUCUACCUCCUUCCCAAGAAACUAGAUGAGUAUGUUGCAUACCUGCACCUUCAGACCUUUGAUGCACACCUGACUGAGCUCACUAAUGAUCAAGCAAAAUACCUGGGUUUGAGCAAAUACGGCCCCUUCAAGCCGAGUUACUACAGGUAUUAAAAUAGGUAGAGAUCAUAAAGAAACCACAACAUUACUCAGUCACAUUUAUCAAAAAGAUGGAUCUAAACUAAGGGAACUUCCUAGACCUGGCUGGUUUAGGACUUGAUCACCUUGCUUUUCUACUGCAUGUGAUAUUACAAGCUUGUCCAUUAGGGUUUAGAGUGCACAAAUCUAAAGUGGACUAUAGCAUCAAAUGUAUUGGCAUUUUUCUAUUGCUGCUCGCUAUUUUGACAUUUUCCUUUCUAACGCACACAUCAUAUAUUUUUGCCUGCCCAGUCUAAUGAUAAUUUGAAGAGGAAGAAUAAUGCAACAAGUGAAUAGAUAAUAUAUUGUACUGUAUGGAAUUUACCUCCGGGCAUGGUUCUCUAAUAAAGAAAGCCAGAAAAUCCAAUGCAUUCUGCCACUGUUUGUUUAUUCAAGUUCUUUGAAAUAGGCAAAGACAAAAAAAACAAACAAACCUGAAUACAUUGCUUGACCUAAAAAGGGUUAUAUUUUUUAUAGUUUUAAUCUUGAAGCUGUUAGAGAUACAUUGCAUUUGUGAAAACUGGAGACACAAAUGGUGUUCCUUGUUCCAUCACUCUGAAUCUGACAUUGCCUGAAGUCCCCAUGGAGGAAGUCAUCUCCUUUAAUAAACAUUUUGAGAUA
This is a messenger RNA of Myxocyprinus asiaticus (Chinese sucker), 2462 nucleotides long. Its product is annotated as S-adenosylhomocysteine hydrolase-like protein 1. Gene Ontology annotation, biological process: L-methionine cycle. Lineage: Eukaryota; Metazoa; Chordata; Actinopteri; Cypriniformes; Catostomidae. Gene Ontology annotation, cellular component: cytosol. The transcript is spliced from 17 exons. The coding region runs from base 222 to 1817 and encodes 531 amino acids. The record is from RefSeq and is a predicted model, not a curated record.